This is a messenger RNA of Podospora pseudocomata, 1778 nucleotides long. RefSeq names its product histone acetyltransferase 1 (gene HAT1). Bases 279 to 1778 code for a protein of 499 amino acids. Gene Ontology annotation, cellular component: nucleus. The transcript is spliced from 2 exons. Gene Ontology annotation, biological process: subtelomeric heterochromatin formation. NCBI's taxonomy places the organism in Eukaryota, Fungi, Ascomycota, Sordariomycetes, Sordariales, Podosporaceae. The record is from RefSeq and is a predicted model, not a curated record. Gene Ontology annotation, molecular function: histone binding; histone H4 acetyltransferase activity.
CUCUUGUUAUUCACCUAGUUGUGAACGUUGUGAAUGUUGCCAGUUGGAGCUCAAGUGGCAGCAAGGAUGUCAAAGGUGGUCCGAGCUUUCAAUUAAACCGUCCCAGUGGAACGCGCCGUACGAUUAGAGCGCGUCGCGAACCACUUUCACGUCGACGACUUGAAGCUUUUGUUGUCGCAUUCAAGCCGCACAACCUCACCAGCCGCAGAACUUAUUUUGCUUACCAGCCGCAUACCAGCCGCAUACAUCCUAUAGCAACCGCCAGCCGCAUCACCACCAUGGCCGACGACGACGGCGCCUGGACGGCCUCCGCCAACGAGGCUUUCGUGAUCUCUCUCGUUGCCCCAGGCUCCAAUGGCAAAGAGUCCAAAUUCCACCCCAGAUUCACAUACCCCAUCUUUGGCGAAGAGGAGGAAAUCUUUGGCUACCAAGACCUCCAAAUCAACCUCCGCUACAAUGCGACCGAUAUGCGCCCCAACCUCCAGAUCAAGUUCAGCAAGCAGUUCCCCGCCAUAGGCGACGCCGAACCCCUCGACAUCAAGGAAGUCCUCUCCGAGUUCCUCCCCGAGGUUGCCUUCCAACCCCUGAAAGAUUGGAAAUCCGAACUUGCCAAGCCCCGCGACGACUGGACACCCCCCGGUGAGCUCCUCACCAGCUUCACCAACAAAGCCGGCCGCUUUGAAGUCUGGAAAGGCUCCCUCUCCGACCCAGCCGUCAAGCAGCUCGUCAAGCGCAUCCAGAUCCUCGUCCCCCUCUUCAUCGAGGGCGGCACCGCCAUCAACGUCGACGAGAAAGACGCCGGCCACUGGACCGUCUUCUUCCUCUACCAAAAGAAAACCGACCCCUCCAACAAGAAACCAACCUACAUCUUCGCCGGCUACUCCACCGUCUACCGCUUCUUCUUCCUCCACCUCACACCAACCCCACCAACCACCCCCCUUUCUGACAACACCUCCCCAAUCAACGACCCCAUCGUAAUCAAGGAAGACUUCCCCCUCGGCACCCCCACAGUCGACAUCACCACCCUCCCCUGCCGCUCCCGCAUCUCCCAGUUCCUCAUCCUCCCCCCCUUCCAGCACCUCUCCCUCGGCUCCCGCCUCUACCACACGGUCUACCAAACCUACCUCUCCCACCCCCCCACAAAGGAAAUCACCGUCGAGGACCCAAACGAGGCCUUUGACGACAUGCGCGACAUCAACGACCUCCGCCGUUUGCGUUCCCUCCCCUCCUUCCAAGCCCUCCAGAUCAACACCUCCACCCCGAUCCCCAAAACAGGGCCCGUACCCAAAAACAUCAUCGACGAGGCCGCCGCCGAAAAGGUACGCAAAGAGGCAAAGAUUACAAAGAGGCAGUUUUAUCGCGUCCUGGAAAUGCAGCUCAUGUCCCGGCUGGGAGAGUCUGUCCGUCCGGGCAUCGGCCUGGACGAGAGCAAAAAAGUUGCCACUGCGACGGAGAGGAAGGAGUACGCGCUCUGGAAGUUGAUGCUCAAAAAGAGGCUGUACGUGCACAAUAGGGACGCGCUUGGACAGCUCCAACUAGAAGAGAGGGUGGAGAAGCUGGGGGAGGUAGUGAAGGGGGUCGAGUUUGAUUAUGCGAGGUUGCUUGUCAAGAUGGAGGAUCAGGAGCAGAAGCUGAGGGAGGAGGGCGAGGGGGUGGUGGUGGUGAUGAAUGGGAAGGGGAAGAGGAAGGCGACGACGGAGGGGGUUGACGAUAAUGGGGAGAGUGUGAAGAAGAAGGCUAGGGUUGAGGAUGAGGAUGAGGAGGAGGAGGAGGAGUAG